This is a messenger RNA of Tribolium castaneum (red flour beetle), 12936 nucleotides long. It is a transcript of the gene Vps13D, whose product is annotated as Vacuolar protein sorting 13D. The record is from RefSeq and is a predicted model, not a curated record. Bases 283 to 12636 code for a protein of 4117 amino acids. Gene Ontology annotation, molecular function: protein binding. Lineage: Eukaryota; Metazoa; Arthropoda; Insecta; Coleoptera; Tenebrionidae. Gene Ontology annotation, cellular component: extrinsic component of membrane. The transcript has 36 exons. Gene Ontology annotation, biological process: mitochondrion organization; protein targeting to vacuole; protein retention in Golgi apparatus.
AACCUCCCAAUUAUCAGUUAAUAAAUUCACGGGUUAGGUGUUGGAAUCAAAAAAACGCACAAAACUUGUGAUUUAUUUCCGUCACUAAUGUGUUGCGGGCGCCGCCUCUGGGCGUCCGUCAAGAUCGCAGCUGUCAAAUCUGGAUUUGUCAAAAUUCUAUUUUGAAAAUACGUAAAAAUAUUAUCAAAAGCGAUUAAAGCCCACCGAAUAGCCCAGCCGUUAUCAAGGUUAAAGUACUGUUAUGUGUUUGAAUCCGGUGCGAUCUUUGAACGCCUCCCGAAAAUGUUGGAGGGUCUUGCAGCAUGGGUUCUGAACAAUUACCUGGGGAAGUACGUGGAGAAUUUGAACACCGACCAGUUGAGCAUUGCGUUGUUGUCGGGUAAGGUCGAGCUUGAGAAUUUGCCCCUCAAGAAGGAUGCAUUGCGACACCUGGGACUACCCAUCGAAAUCAAAGCUGGGUUCAUUGGGAAAGUUAAGUUACAAAUACCUGUCCGGCAAAUAAGAUCAGCGCCUUGGGUCAUUGCCAUUGAACAGUUGUACUUAGUUGCGAGCCCCCUGCCAGUGGAUGAGUGGGACGCAGAGUCCGAAGAACUGGCGGCGCAAGAAAUCAAAUUAAGUGCUUUGGACAUUAUUGAAGCCAGAUGGAGGUUGGAGACGGAAUCAAGGGACUCCUCGUCUUACUAUGCUUCUAGUUACUCCUCUUGGCUCGGUUUUGGGGCCGGUUUAGUGUCAGAUAUAAUAGAAAACCUCCAGUUAAAAAUCCAAGAUGUGCACAUCAGAUACGAGGACAGUGUCAGUAUACCAAACAAAUCCGUGGCUUUCGGGGUCACCAUGGAGUCGCUUUCGGCCCAAAGCUGUGACGCGAACUGGGCCCCCGGUUUUUCACACUGGGCCAUGGGAGCGGAGUCGUUUAAAAUCUUAGAAAUGCAGAAAUUUGCAAUUUAUUGGGUUGAUUUAGAGCCGAGUCAGUUGCUGUCAAGGCUUGGGUUGGGGGAUCUCGCGAUUGCAAUGUCGCCAACUCAAACCACCAAACAAACCCGCCACUACAUCCUCGCCCCCGUGAGCGCCCUGGCCCACGUCAAGCGCAACCGCAGCGAACAGCCCCUCAGAUCUAGCGAUACGCCACGUGUAGUCUGUGAUUUAAUUUUGGACGAAGUCCCCUUAACCCUAAUCGACUGGCAAUACGACCAAAUCGUCAAAUGCAUCAAAGGCUUGGACACAAUCGACCGCCUUCGCAGCUACCGCCGCUACAAACCCUCAUGCUCUGUCAAGGACGACCCUCGAGCUUGGUGGUUCUACGCCAUCAGUUGUCUCUACCCCGGGAAACAACCGGCGCUUUGUCGCCCCAGACCCACCCUCGAGUCGUGCCUAACACGAGCGAAGCAGAACGUCAAAUACGUCAACUUGUACAUGAAAAUAUUAGCAACCCCCAAUCUGGUCCUAACCCCCGAUGAGAAAAAAUUAAAGGAUGAGGUCGAAUGGGCCCGGGAUUUCGACGAGCUGAAGGUCCUGCGGGAGAUUGCCAUGAGAUCGGUCCCGAUCCCCGAUCGCAAUUCAACGAACGGGAACUCAGCUGGGAGGAGCAUGCUGGUGCGGUGGUUCCCCCAAUGGAUGGGGUGGUAUUCCUCCCCGGCGACUGAGCCGGAGAGCAGUGAAACGGCGCAGUUGGAGGGCGAGAUUCUGCAAGUCUUGAGCGACUCAGCUGAGAAUAAUACGAUUUUGAAGCGGGAUGCGGUGUUUGGGCAUUUUAAUUUUUGUCUGAAGCGGGGCUGUUUGACGUUGUGUGCGUCACAAGAAGAUACAAACGAGAGUUCGCCAAUGCUCGAACUGGAAUUUAAAAACUUGUCGUUGAAUAUUUUGAGUAAACCGAGGACGGCGUCACAUCUGGUGGAAUUGUCGCUUGGAGCGCUUUAUUUGAAAGAUAAAAUUACGCUAAAUACCAUGUUUCCGGUCUUAAUGGGACCGCCGGGUUUUGAAAGAAUGAAUUUCGGAAGGUCACAAGGGCCCAGUCCGAGGGCGAGUGUCGCGAGUCGGUUGGAGGAGGCCAAUGAGCAUCUGUUUUACCUGGCGUAUGAGAAGAAACCGCAAAAUACGGGCUGUGAUUACAGGUUGUGCAUCCGUUCGAAAUGUCUGGACGUCGUCUACCAGCCAAACGCCGUGCGUUGGCUCACCGAAUUCCUCUGUUUGCCUCACCAACGCGACAUCACCCACUCACGCAUCGAAGCGAUGAAAACACGAACCAAAAAAGAACUCAUCAAAAACUGGGAACAAAUCUUAGAUGGCCGCGAUGUUGCUAGAACCACCUGGGAACUAGAACUGGACAUAUCCGCUCCUCAAAUAAUUUUCGUGGAGCAAUUCACCGACAACAAUUCCGCAAUGGCUGUGAUCGACUUCGGUCGCCUUCAACUGAGCAAUCACCCGACUUUACCCGAAAUCACGCGCCCCCAAUUCAUGACCAAAGAGAGCGAAGACGAGGAGAAAUUCGUUACGCCUUGUUCGACGCCACCAGCGAGCGAAGCGAGUGACUCAGAGGAGCACACUUUGGAGCUUUUGCCCAAUUUGGAGGCGGACAUGAAGGGGUCGUUUUCGGAAAAAUUGCUCUAUCAUCGGUUGUACGACACUUAUUGUGUCGAACUGACCGAUCUUCAAAUUUUGAUCGGGAAAGUUAAAGAUAACUGGCGUUAUGCCCACAAUAAGGGAUCUUCCACACUUCAUGUCCUCGACCGGUUUAAUAUUUCGCUCCAAAUUGAAAAACGGGUGAUUCACACGUCCGAUCCCCACUAUCCCAGUCUUAUUAUCAACACCAAUCUUCCAAAACUAGUCGCACAUUUGAACGAGAGUAAAAUCACAGCUGCGAGGACUCUCUUUCAUAUAAUUACAGUCACCGGUCUUCCUUCACCGUUCAAAAGCCCGGAAAAUCCGGUCGAAGUUAUCACAGACACCGGCCAAGAUGAGGACGAAUCUGCAAGUCUUGACACAAGUCUCGAAAUGUCCCGCUUGUUAAUGGUUCAGUUCACCGUUGACCAUUUAUCACUGGAGGUUCAAAGUCGGGGCCGUUGUGUGGCGGAGUUACAAGUGGCAGGGGUUAAAGUUGCGUUCACCAAGCGCCCCCACGAUAUCAGUGUCACUUUAACCGUUCAUAGUUUAUUGCUGGUUGAUGCCUUGCAGACUUUUGGGCCCGAUUUUGAAUUGUUGAUUGCGAGUCAUAAGCACGUGGGGAUGGAUUCGAUGUCGGGGAGUUUGAGGGAUAGUGAGCCCACGUCGCCCACAAGUCCGGCGAGUCCGGACCCCACUUUGGGGCGCACGGGGGCCACUUCGCCCAUUGCCUUAAAACAGGCUUUGAGUAGUUUGGCGACUUCGCCACCGAAUAAUUACGGGGGCCCUCCGAGGCCUCCGGUGAUUUUUGAUGCCGAGGCUUUGAUCUCGAUAGAGGUUUUGAUUGUGACGGGGGCGGAGCCCGUCCAGAUUGCCAAUAUACAGUUCAAUAAUCUGGAUAUUAUUGCAAAUCAGGAAACUCUUGUCGAACUAAUCGGCUUCACCCAAAGAGUAUUCCCAAAGUCGCAAAAAGCGAGCAACCUGAAUUUACUAUCAACGGUUUCCUCAAAAGUCCGCGAGACAACCGCAUCGUCGGAAUCACUUCUCGAAGAAUCAUCAAAAUUCGGUUCAACCGAACUUACAUUCGACUUCCACCGCUUAAACGUCCUCCUCCUUCGAGGAGUCGUCAGAGACGGCGUACUUUGCGGUAAAAAAAUCUGCACUGCGACUAUGAGUGACGCGAAAAUUCAGGCAACAGUAGACCAUAAAGUGGAAGUUGAGGGUUCUUUAGGCGGCCUCCAAGUCCUGGACUUGACCCCUGAAGGCCAAAUGCACCAGCGCAUCAUCAGCGUGGGCCGAGACCCCCUCAUGGAGACCAUGCACCCGUUGUACACAAUGUCGGUGCCGCAUGAGGACAACCGGACGGCUUUCAGCUUCAAAGUUGUGCGAAGUUUACAGACAGACGCCCAGGACGUGGCCGAUGUUACCGUCCGGAUGGCUUCGUUGUGGUACACGCACUCGCCACAGUUCGUGAUGGAGCUGCAGUCGUGUGCUUCCGAAUUCAAGCAAUACUUAUCGAACUUGGCGCGCUCGAUUCGCACUGCGGCCACCGACAUGGCUUUGGGGCUAGUUCAUGCCAGGGCUGAAGCUUUGGCCCAGUCUUUGUACAUGAACGCGCGCUUAUCGUCGUCGAUCUACGGCAGCGCCUUGUCAUUUUCCGAGUGUUCUUCGCCGCGGAAACGAAGGCGGAGCAGUUCGAUGGAUCCGUCUGGGUAUUCCUCAGCCAGAGAUACAGUGCCUCAAACGCCCUAUAGUCCUGACGAUGACGAUAAUUUUUUCAUAGAUUUGAGGUUGGAUGUUGAGUUGGACAGUCCUGUUGUUGUUCUUCCACAAGCGAGUAACAGUCCGAAAGUUUUUGUCGCACAUUUGGGCAAAAUUAGUGUCAGUAAUAAAUACGAGAGUGAUUUUGAGCCCAAUGGUCACGAUUUUGAAUACACGGAGUUUAGAAUUGAACAUUAUAACGUGGAAAUACGUGAUAUGAAUUUGUUUUCGGUUGAUACGAGCAAUCGCAGAGUGCCAGGACCAAUGAUAAGCAAACCCGAAGUCCUAUACAGUUGCAAAUCGUCAGCCAAACCUAUCAUACACGACACAAUUUUACAAUUAAAAAUCGAACGCGAAAUCAACAAAACCUUGCAAACGACACACAGCAGCGAAUCGAAUCUUUUAUUCGACGACGACGAAAAUACAAGUCAUCCAUUCACAGAAAACAUUUACAUUAAAGGCAGUGUUGUAAACGAUCUGAAAGUGUCUUUAACUCGCACACAAUACGAGCAACUUUUAGACACUUUACAGUGGCUGACUUCCCCACCGGUCAUGGUGGACAUACAGGGUGUUUCCCGCACUAAUAUCAAGCCAGCAAACAUUCUUUCCGACAUCAGCGAGGAAGACACAGGGGUGACAACCCUAAACAUGGACCCCCACGUCCGCGCAAAACUAUUCCCAGCAGUCCAAACAACCCGCCUUAAACCAGCGUCACACAGCAACGUUUCUUUGCGAGUUUUAUUCGAAUUGCCCGUUUUCACGAUUGAAUUACGCGGGGAUUCCCCGACUGGCGAGCAAGGCCUUGUCGAUCUCUCAUUCCGCGACUUUAUCUUCAACUACGAAAAAUGUCACCUCUACGAAACCAACAUCCAAGUGUCUCUCCGCUCGAUUUUCAUGGAAGAUUUGCUCCAGCCGGAGAAUACGAAACAAAGGGCGAUGGUUAUCUCAUCUUCCGGGAACGAUGUUCCCCAAAAUUCGGCUUGUGUCUCUAGAUCGUGUCCCGAUGUUUCGUAUUUGCCGCAUUUUAAUAGCCCAUCGCACGGCUCACUUCCGGACCAUCUGGAGACGGCGAGGGUUUUCGGGAUGCGACCGGUGAAAAUCCAGGAAAAGGUCGAUGUUGUGUGUCCGAGCACGCCGCCCCCCUCUCCCUCACAAGGGAGGAUCAGGCCCGAGAGGAAUUUGGUGCUGAUUAGUACGCUGCUAGUGGACCCUUCAGCGCCCAAUUUUAGCACAACGUAUAAAUCGAUCCAAAGAACGACUUCUGUCGAUUUCAAUUGCUUAGAUCUGGUCGUAAGUGUGGAAUCGUGGGUUGUGGUUAUAGAUUUCUUCAGUGCUUCCCCUUCGAAUUCUUCGCAAAAUACAUCAGCACUGUCGGUUAGUGCCCCAGCCAGUGACGAUUCACAAAAUGUCAAAAAAGAAAACACUGAAACCAUCAUCACCGUGAGAUCCUUAACUCUGGUGCUCAUGCGACCCGAAAUCGAAGUCGCUAAAGCAAACAUAUCGAACGUUGACAUUUCUGUAAAAACGAGCGGUUUGUUUAAAGAAGUUCGGGGUAAGUUGGGGUCAAUGUCGCUGUUGGAUUUGACACUACAUGGCCAACUGUAUCGUGAGAGAUUCAUAACAGCAGGAAAGCGGGCUUUACAGUUUAGCUACAUCAGAGACUCAGGAAACAAGUCACUAAAUUACGAUGCUCAAUUAUCAAUCGAGAUGUCCUCAGUGAUGUACGUCCACACCAAACGAUUCGUGGCCGAACUACAAGCCUUUUUCAACCAUUUCACGCAAUUACAAGCCGUUAUGAAAAGUAUCAGAGCGGCCACAAGCGGGCAAACAAUACGCGACGACCCGUUAAAACUAUCACUCGUUCUUAAGGCCGGGUCUCCAAUGAUCCUCCUACCAGUCAGUUCGAAAUCAUCCGAUUUAUUAAUCGUGGAUUUGGGGCAACUUUUAGUCACAAACUCGUUUAAAAUGUCGGGAGACUCGGGAACUAUCAGUGUUGUGACAAAUGACGCGAAAAAAUGCCUACUUGAUGUUAUGAUGAUCGAACUGGACAACAUGGACUUGUAUGCUGGGGUCAAAGAAAACGAGUUCAAUCCGGCCCGGAAGGGGGCCUUCAAACUGGGGUACGGGCAAGUGACCAAAAAGGGGCCCUCCCUCUUGAAGGAGAAGUUUCAGUUCAAAUUGCAAGUCGAGCGGAAUUUGACCAGUAGCAUUUGUCACAACGUGCCGGAUAUGAGCAUUUACGGCCAGUUGUCUACUCUGGACGGCUUGCUAGACCUGUCCCAGUAUCGCUUAAUCCGCGGUCUGCUCGCUUUUAACUUAGGUGAAGACACUGAGCGAGUGCUGCCCUCUGUGAGCCCACCGCCAGUCAAUGCAGACCCAAACAUACGCGAUAUUUGGACUUUGUCGUCCUUGAAAUUGGACUUACAAAAUGUCACUCUGUGUCUCCAAACCAAUCCGAACACUGCGCCACUCACUUGCAUCAAUUUUAUCAAGUCGAGACUAACAGUCGAGACUUUUAGUAACUUGAGCCAAGACAUUGAUUUGAUAUCUCAGGAAAUAUUGAUAAUGGACACACGUUUUAAUGAUGUAGUGGCUGAAAAACGGCCCAACGUGUUCCAGAAUAUCCUGCAACCAAUCAAAGACUCGUCGAAGCAGGAAAAUCUAGUCCAGGCUGAGAUCCACAGUCGGAAAAGACAGGACCAUUUCAAGUACACAAUUCUGUUGAAUAAUAUGAGACUGAUGGCGAUUUUUGACUGGUGGGAGGCCGUUCAAAAGUACAUAUUUCAGGAAAUUGAGAACGUUUCAAGCAGUCCUGAGCACCAGAAAGUUGUGACUAGUAAAAAAAUAGACGAUAUACCGUUUGAGCUCAAACUGAACAUCACGGAUUCUGAGCUUGUUGUGCUCGAAAAUACGUCACAGUGGGACUCGAAUGCCGUCAUUUUGAAAAGCACAACUGUGAUUACCUACAAGCCGAACAACAUCGAAAAACCGCUUUCUUGCAGCUUAAAUAAUUGCGAGAUGUUUUCGUGUAUUUUGGGAAUGGAGGACGAGACCGCGCUCUCGAUCAUUGAUCCGGUCACACUUAACAUGGACAUAAAUAAGGACAAUAUUUUGGAAGCGCAGCUGCAGUUUUUAACAGUGAGAUUGUCUUAUCACGACAUGUGUAUGUUUUUGCAGAUGUUGAACUCGCUUCCGAGGCAAAUGUUUGCCAAUAAGGAGCAAGAUUCGCCACAGGAUGUUAUAGCCAAAAGUCAAAUAGCGCGACUUACGACUUUGGGUUUCAAGACUGAGGAUUGUAUGAAAGCGCUCGAAACGUGUGAAAAUAAUUUAGACGAUGCGGCGUUGUGGUUGAUUCAGAAUGCGGCGAGUUUUCAUAAUAAUAAUGAAAGUGAUCGGUCGCCUCUUAACAUCAAAGCGGUUGAGGUCAAGGCGAAUUGCAUUUCAAUAUGUAUCAUUGACGAUUGUGGCGACUCUGACGUCCCACUCCUCGAAUUAUCUUUCUCCCAGCUGAACCUACACCAAUUGCUACCCGAAUUCGACAUAAACGACCCAAUUUACCCCCAAGGAACACUAGAAUGCGUCCUAGCUGGCGACUACUACAACCGGGUUUUAUCCGGUUGGGAGCCGGCGAUCGAACCCUGGAAGUGCAAAAUUUCAUGGGAAAAAUCCCUAACCAAAGACCUGAAACGCAACAGACUGAACCUAAAGGCCGAAUCGUCCGCAAUCAUCAACCUCAACAUAACAUCAACCCUAGUCGAGCUCUACAAGCAAGUCAAGGAGAACUGGACCAAAGACUACUACAGCGGAAACGACCAAAGGGACAACUCGAUGAGCUACCGUCGACGAUCGCCUUUUGUCCCUUUCGCCCUCAAAAACGACACAGGCUCACCCCUACAUUUCACAACUCUGAUCACCGAAAUAAAUAAAUUUAAGGCGGUCUCCGACUACCACAAAAAUGACUCUUGGGUUCUGGUGGCCCCAGGCGAGACUGUCCCUUUUUCGUUCCAAAAUCGGGUCAAAAUGAGACACCACGACUCGCAUAAAAUGAAAAUGCACCAAUUGGGGGUCAAAGUUGAGGGGUGGCAACCCCUAACGCCAGUUACGGUGGAUAAAGUCGGGAUCUACUUUCGCAUAACACAUGCUCAGAUUCAAAAUAGGUCACAAACUGAAGUUCCGUCUGCUCGAAUUGUCUUCGAUAUUUCUCUCGAAGGCUCGGCUCGCAAAUUAAUUACAGUGCGGUCGGCUCUUGUAAUUAUCAAUAAAUUGCCCCAUUCGAUUGAUCUUAAGUUGGAAAGUCAGCUGCCCCACGCUGCGGUUACGAUGUGGGCCGCAAGCAAGGUGUUCAGCAUCGAAAGUGGUGCCAAGCUGGCUGUGCCAGUGGUACACGCCCAUUCGUUGAUAACAGCGCGCCCUGCUGGGUUUUCCUACAAUUACACGUACUGUUCUCCGGCCUUAUCAUGGUCCCAAAUGCCCUCCUAUCUCGAUUCGGUCUACGAAGUCCGAAUUUGUCAUUCGCAUAAAGGUCACCUGUACCGCUUUUGCGCCCAAAUGGUGAAAGAAGCACACUCGACUGAACGAAACAUCCAUUUGGGGCAACCAGCUCACCGAAUAAUUCUACUCCCAGCAGUUAAAUUGUGCAAUCUGCUGCCGAUUGAUUUGAGUUAUAAUUUGUCGGGGGAUAAGGGCCGGGUGUCGGCCGGUUCGAACGCUGCGAUAACUAAUGUCGAUCUUGAUAAAACUAUCGAACUGGACGUGCUUUUGGAAAAUUUCAAAACCACGAACAAAGUCAUAAUACCGCUAGGGACUAUGGAUUUUAAGUGUCGGAUUAAUCUCGAGGAUGAACGUGGCAGGAAGUUAUUUUUGUCGGUUGUUGUUUCGCCAAAUAAUGGUGCAAAAUUGAAAAUAGCAAUAUCAGCGCCUUAUUGGAUAAUUAAUAAGACUGGGCUACCGCUUGUUUUUCGUCAAGCGGGGACGUCGCAUGAAAGUGCAGGACAAUUCGAUGAACAUGAAAUUGCAAGGAUGGUCAGUCCUUUGCUGUUUAGUUUUUCGGAUCAGGAAGCGAGUCCGACGAUAAAUGCGAGAGUGGGGAAUUAUGUGAUACGAGAUGGAUCGCCUCAGUGGUGUUCCAACUUCCACGUCCAGAAAGGCAUACAAGUGAAAAAACUCCACGUCACAAUGCGUGACGGUAAACCUGACACGGUUUUCAUAGUCGGAGUCGAAGUACGUCCAGGACGUGGCAAAUACAGAUCGGUUAGUAUCAUAACAAUAUCACCACGCUAUCAACUCUACAACCAAACCUCCUACAAAUUAAUUUUCACUCAAAGUUGUUUCGCCCGAAACUUAACCGACUCCAGGUCGCAAAAGACUUGCCUUAAGGCCAUGCCCAACUCGCACAUUCCGUUCCAUUGGCCCCGCUUGGACAAAGACCAGCUUUUAUGCGUCUCAAUCCAAGAUAUCGCCGACUGUUGUUGGUCAGGUGGUUUAAGAAUCGACGAAAUUAAUUCGCUACACGUGAAUGUGAGAGACUCAAACGGGCGGGUUUAUUUCAUAAGGUUGGAAGUACUGUUACAAGGAGCGACGUUUUUUAUCAUUUUCACCGACGCUGACACGCUACCACCACCAAUCAGAGUCGAUAAUUUCUCAGAAGUGACGAUCACUUUUGCCCAAACGAGUUGCAAAGAUCUGAUGCAUAGCACGGCAAGGGCCCACACUAGCGUGCCCUAUGCCUGGGACCAGCCCACUGAGAGACAAUUCCUGACCGUCACGGUCCCCGGCGGCGUCUCCGACACGUACGAUUUGAACAAAUUGGGGAAAGCUUCAGGACUGACUUACGAAAAUUUUAUCUACAUAGCUUUCACCGGAACUUUCAAGAACGGUCAAGACGUUCUAGACCCGCUCGAUGUCGAGAGCCAGGAGCUGGUUCUAGACGUUGUGAAAAAUCAAGUUAUUCUGAACCGCAAACGCCACGGUUUGAGGUCGCAGCUGUGGAGGAUGACACCAGAAGGCCGUCUUCAGCACGAGGGCAGCAGCCCGCCUUCGCAUCCUCACCAGCCGACUAGGUCGGAUAAUAUUCUAGUCCUUGAUAUUGAAAAUACAGCUCCGCAACCUAAUACCUACUCGAGGUUGGUUUUGCGACGCAUUGACCCGAGGAGGAGGUCCACGCAGACGUGGAGGUUUACCGAGGAGGGGAGGCUGUGUUGUGCGCAUUCUAGUAUGUGUGUGCAAGCGCAGGAUGGGUUUUUCGGCUUGAGACAAGGUGGGAGAAAUGCCGGCAGUUGGCAGCAGUGGAAUUCUGCCGUUCUGGGUUGCCCCCAGCCCGUCUGUCACAAAAUGACCGACUCCGGCAUACCAAUCGAACAGGCCAUAAGUCGCCAGCGACUUCGGCCCGGUUCGGGCCUUUUAUCGGUCAGUGUGACAAUGGACGGCCCGACCCGAGUCCUAAGCAUCAAAGACGCGAAAGAAUCCCGAAUUUACGCGACCCCUGACGAACGCGAAUGGAGCAGUAUUUCCCUAAAACAACGGCCGAACCUAACAAUCGACGAAAACGAAAACAAAAAAGACAAACGCGAACUACAACUAACUAUAAAUUUGGAAGGCCUAGGGAUUAGUCUAGUGUGUUGCAAAACACCCGAAGAGCUACUCUAUGCCCUUUUCUCGAACAUAGUGGGCGAGACUGUCAUUACGCCAUCUUCCAAACAGUUCUGCAUCAGUGUGGGGGAUGUACAGGUUGAUAACCAAUUGUUUGAAACGCCGGUUCCUGUGGUACUUUAUGUCACGCCCCCAAGUUCGCGAAAUAACGACGAAAUUAAUAAUAAAUUACCGGCGAUUGAUUUCACGGCCGAAUUGCAGGAGAAGCUAAACAUGAAUGCGGAAAUUUUCAAAUACUUGAUUCUGCGUUUGAAAAAAAUCACGAUUAUUCUCGAGGAGAAACUGCUGCUUAAGCUGUUUGAUUUCAUCGGCUACCACUCACGGGAGGAGGAGUUGAUAAAUAGGGACGAAAAUGACUACGAAGUUCAGCGAUUGUUGCUCGAAGUUUCGGCAGCUCAUGCCAAACGCUACUACUUCGGAGUCAUCCAAUUAAUUUUGGACCAGAUAAGACUGAGCGUCAAAACCGCAACGAAACUUCCGCCACAUUUGCAAAAAAUCAAACGAAAGUUGGGCCUGACUUUAAUUAAAUUCGAAGACGCCGCCGUUGAUUUGCAAGCCUUCGACCGGCGCCACCUCUUCGAAACGAGCCAAUUUUUAAUCAAUUCCAUAAUCAAGCACUUUAAGGAUGAACUGAUGUGGCAGGCGGGCAUUAUCCUAGUCUCGGUGGAUUUCCUCGGAAAUCCUCUAGGUUUCGUCAAUGACGUGUCUGAGGGCUUUUCCGGGCUACUGUUCGAGGGCAACGUGGGGGCUUUGGUCAAAAAUGUGACUCACGGGAUUUCGAACAGCGCUGUCAAAGUCACAGAGUCGAUUUCGGACGGUUUGGGACGCGCUGUGUUGGACGAUCAUCAUGAGGAAGUCCGGCAGAAGAUCAGACAAGUCGAGAGUGGGCGAAGUCGGGAUCAUAUUGUUGCGGGGUUUAAGGGAUUAGGGUUUGGGAUUUUGGGGGGCGCUACUGGGCUGUUUAAGCAGGUGUACGAGGGGGCGUCCAAUGAUGGGCUCCCGGGGGUGAUUUCGGGGAUUGGGAAGGGGCUAGUGGGGGCUGUGACCAAGCCGGUGGUUGGAGUGCUCGAUUUUGCGUCGGAGACGGCGCGGGCUGUGCGAGAUUCGAGCCGCAGCAAGUCCGUCCCUGAGCGAAUCCGGCUGCCACGGUGUGUCUGUGGCCCCGGAAGCCUCCUCCCCCGUUACAGUUACAAGCAAAGCCAGGGGCAACUCUACUUAUACAUGGUUAACGACAAGGAUUAUAAGGAACAGUUGGUGGCGUACGAGAUCCUUGGUAGCGCGUCUGAGGAUCUGCACUGCAUCGUUUCUAAUUUAAAAUUCCGCAUUGUGGCGAGCACACACGCACCGGACUUGACUCCGGUCAUUGAUUGCCACUUGAGUGAUUUAGAAUCGUGCGACGUAAUUGUGGAAAAAGAGGGGUCAGAGUCGCGGUAUUACAUCGAAAUUGUCAUGCAUGUCGCUGGGACGAGUGCGGCUUUGGUGAAUCCGGAUCCGGUGAAAAAGCCCCGAGUUCGGUGCAAAACUGCAGAGCUAGCCAAGUCCGUUUCGCAGCAAAUUAAUUACGCCAAAAGGUUGUACUUCGAGCGACUCUACACACUGAACAGCGACAAUAUUAUCAAUUUAGAAGACUGAACGUUAUCGCACUUAUUUUUGUUUUUGUUAGUAUUACUGUUGAUUUUAUCCAGUUGGUGGUUUUUAUUGUUUACUCUUUUGUUGUGCCCUAUUUAUUUCAAGUGCCUUUAUAAAUUCGCUUUUUAUGUAAAAUAAUGUAAAUAGGCUGUCGCGCGCAUUUGGUUUUAUUUAUUUUCCGUAGGGAUUGUUUUCUCUUAGCGUUAAUUUCCAAUCAAAAACAAAACUAACUUGUACAUAAUGUUACUAUAAUUUUUUACCAAAGAUUAUACCAGUCGGUGUUGCAAUAAAAUUUUAUUACAA